AUGGAUCCCUCUAUACCUCUCGUGGUUGACAAUGGGACCGGUUUCGUCAAAGUAGGAUACGCCGGUUCCAAUUUCCCCGAACAUGUAUUCCCCUCCAUUAUUGGUCGUCCAAUUCUUCGUGCAGAGGAGCGUGUCGGCGAUGCCAUCAUCAAGGACAUCAUGAUAGGAGACGAGGCUGCCUCCCUGCGCAACUACCUGCAGGUUACGCAGCCCAUGGAACAUGGCAUUGUCCGCAACUGGGAGGACAUGAAGCAUCUAUGGGACUAUACAUUCAACGAGAAGCUCAGGGUGGAUCCUCAGGGACGGAAGGUCUUGUUGACGGAGCCGCCCAUGAAUCCGAAGGUGAACAGGCAGAGAAUGUGUCAGGUUAUGUUCGAGGAGUAUGGAUUUCAGGGGGUGUAUGUCGCUAUCCAGGCGGUGUUGACGCUUUACGCGCAAGGUCUAACCACCGGCGUUGUCGUGGACUCUGGAGACGGUGUUACCCACAUCGUGCCGGUGUACGAUGGUUUCUCUCUUCCGCAUCUGACAAGUCGACUUGAUAUUGCUGGCCGGGAUGUCACACGAUACUUGAUCAAGCUGCUCCUCAUGCGAGGGUACGCUUUCAAUCGAACAGCUGACUUUGAGACUGUGCGGGAGAUCAAGGAGAAGCUGUGCUAUGUGAGUUACGACCUUGACAUGGACACAAAACUCUCAGAAGAGACAACCACGCUCGUUGAGAGCUACACCCUCCCCGACGGCCGUACGAUCAAAGUUGGCUCUGAACGUUUCGAAGCCCCCGAAUGCAUGUUCCAACCUCAUCUCGUGGACAUCGAACAGCCCGGCAUGGCGGAGAUGUUGUUCAACACCAUCCAGAAUGCUGCAGUUGACGUUCGUUCGGAGCUCUACAAGCACGUUGUUCUUUCCGGUGGUUCUAGCAUGUACCCUGGACUCCCGAGCAGGCUGGAGAAGGAGAUGAAGCAGCUGUACUUGACGAGGGUGUUGAACGGUGACCCAACGCGGUUGAACAAAUUCAAGAUCCGCAUCGAAGACCCUCCUCGCCGUAAACACAUGGUCUUCCUUGGUGGUGCAGUCUUGGCCGAUAUCAUGAAGGGCAGGGAAGAUUUCUGGAUAUCUAGGGAGGAAUGGUAUGAGCAGGGUGUCCGGUCGCUGGAUAAGCUUGGACGGGGAGACAACUAA
Stereum hirsutum FP-91666 SS1 is the source of this 1176-nucleotide messenger RNA. RefSeq names its product Actin/actin-like protein. The record is from RefSeq and is a predicted model, not a curated record. The transcript is spliced from 7 exons. Gene Ontology annotation, biological process: Arp2/3 complex-mediated actin nucleation. Gene Ontology annotation, molecular function: actin filament binding. The coding region runs from base 1 to 1176 and encodes 391 amino acids. Gene Ontology annotation, cellular component: actin cortical patch; Arp2/3 protein complex. Lineage: Eukaryota; Fungi; Basidiomycota; Agaricomycetes; Russulales; Stereaceae.